Molecule: messenger RNA, 600 nt
Organism: Ceratitis capitata (Mediterranean fruit fly)
Lineage: Eukaryota; Metazoa; Arthropoda; Insecta; Diptera; Tephritidae
Product: tRNA-specific adenosine deaminase 2
Exons: 2
Coding region: 80-580 (166 amino acids)
Biological process (GO): tRNA wobble adenosine to inosine editing
Cellular component (GO): cytoplasm; nucleus
Molecular function (GO): tRNA-specific adenosine-34 deaminase activity
Source: RefSeq, a predicted model, not a curated record
CUGUGAACUAAAUUCUGUGUCAAACAAACAUUUUGACUGAGGAAUAAAAUUCUAAAAAGUUAGAUAUUUUAAUAUCUUAAUGGAGCUCUUCAUGAUCGAAGCAUUCGCAGAGGCUAAAAGGGUUCUGGCAGCUGGUGAAGUACCCGUAGGCUGUGUUUUUGUUUUGGACUAUGAUGAUAAACUCCAAGUUAUUGCGCGCGCUGGAAACGACGUAAAUGGCACUAAAAAUGCCACUAGACAUGCAGAAUUUCUUUGUAUAGAUCAGGUCAUGGUAUUCUGUAAGCGAAAAAAUUUAAAAGAAAGUGACAUUUUAUCAAAAGUUACUGUUGUAGUGACUGUAGAGCCCUGUAUUAUGUGUUCAGCUGCGCUGCAUGAAUUAGGUGUUAAGGAAGUGUUAUAUGGUUGCGCCAAUGAUCGGUUUGGUGGAAAAACUUUAGUUGAUGUAUCAUACGUUACAAACAAAACGCACGACAAACUCCAUGUGAAUGGAGGCAUUUAUGCUGAUGAAGCUAUGACCCUGUUGAAAGAUUUUUAUAAAGGUGAAAAUCCAUCUGCUCCAAUAACAAAAACUAAGAGAUGAAUUCUCUACGAUUGUAAGAA